AUGUCCGCAGCCAUAGAGUCGGAAACGCUCAAACAGUACCUGGCUGACAGCCCGCCUACGAUUGUGCCGCUGACCAUCAAACCCCACUUCGAUGCCUUGAGCGACAAGGAGAAGCUCUACGCCCACCAUCUCUCCAUCGCCUGCUUUGCCGGUUCGCGAAUCGUCCUUCGCCAAGUCUCGCCCGAGUCCGAGCACAUCUACGAUUUCAUUGUCGCCUUGCAUAAACACACAAAGGGCGACUACGCCGCUCUCGCCAAAGAAGCCGGCCUCGCCUCCAAUGAGCUCGAUGCCUACCUCGACUAUGCGGCACAGUUCCUUGGCAACAUGGGCAACUACAAGUCCUUUGGCGACUCCAAGUUUGUGCCCCGACUCGAGCCCCGCCAGCUGAAGGCCCUCGCCACCGUCUCCAAGGACGCACUAGCCCUGUAUGAAAAGUUCAAAGACUCCAUCUUCGUGGGCAGCGACGUUGCAAAGCUGCAUCUGGGCUAUCCGGCUGCAGGUCACGUUUCGACAUACUACCCCGACAGCCCCGACAUCACCAACCAAGAGAUAGCCCAGGUCAGCGAUUUCCUUGAGAGCAAGGGCCUGCUUCCAGAGAACACCAGGGUGGCCAAGAAGGAUGGCAGCUAUCACGUCCUCAUCGCUUCGGCGCUCGACAACCCCUCACCAGACCAGCGCGACUUGAAGGAAAGCGAAUGGACAAUGGAUGACGGGAAAAAGGUCAAGCUCGUCUUUGGCGACUACUCCCGAGAGAUGGAUACCAUUGCACAUCACAUUGAACAGGCAAAGAAAUACGCGGCCAAUGAGAACCAGGUUCAGAUGAUGGAAGAGUAUUCCAAGAGCUUCCGCAGUGGCUCACUGCAGGCGUUCAAGAAGAGCCAAAUGGCAUGGGUCCAAGACAAGGGGCCUCAGGUCGAGUCAGACAUUGGCUUCAUCGAGACCUACCGCGACCCUCACGGUAUCCGUGGUGAAUGGGAGGGCUUUGUCGCCAUGGUCAACAAGGAGCGAACACGCGCAUUUGGAAAGCUGGUAGAGACUGCACCCCAGUACAUACCUCUCCUGCCUUGGGACAAGUCGUUUGAGAAGGACAAGUUCUUGAGCCCAGACUUUACAUCGCUCGAGGUGUUGACGUUUGCUGGUAGCGGCAUCCCUGCUGGUAUCAAUAUCCCCAACUACGACGACAUCCGACAGAACUUUGGCUUCAAGAAUGUCUCACUCGGAAACAUCCUUUCCGCCAAAGCACCAAAUGAAUCUGUCCCCUUCAUCAAGGACCGUGAUCUAGCCACCUAUCAAAAGUACCGCGAUCCCGCCUUUGAAGUGCAGGUUGGACUGCAUGAGCUCCUUGGCCAUGGCUGUGGAAAGCUGCUCCAGGAGACAGAACCCGGUGUUUUCAACUUUGACAAAGAGAAACCCCCCAUUUCGCCUCUGACCGGUCAACCCAUCAAAACUUGGUAUAAGCCUGGUCAAACCUGGGGCUCGACAUUCGGCGCCAUCGCUGCUUCGUACGAAGAAUGCCGUGCUGAAUGCGUUGCUAUGGCGCUGUCUUGCGAGUUUCCUAUUUUGCAGUUGUUUGGAUUCGGUGACGGCAAAGUCGACAUGAACAGCGAGGCUGGCGACGUGUUGUUUACCGCAUACCUCCAGAUGGCUCGCGCUGGUGUCGCCGCUCUAGAGUUCUGGGACCCCAAGAGCCGAAAGUGGGGACAGGCCCACAUGCAGGCACGCUUUUCGAUCUUGCGAACCUUCCUCAACGCUGGUGUUGAGUUUUGCCAAUUAGAGUGGGAAAAGGAAGAUCUCUCUGACCUGACGAUUCGCCUAGAGCGCGAUCGUAUUCUUGACCUGGGCCGACCAGCGGUGGACGACUACCUCCAGAAGCUGCAUAUCUACAAAUCUACUGCAGACGUCGCUGCCGCCAAGCGCAUGUACGACGAGAUCACAACCGUGGAGCCCUUUUACGAGAACAUGGUUAGGCCUGCUGUCUUGAAGAAGAAGACACCGCGCAAGGUCUUUGUGCAGGCGAAUACGGUUGAAAAAGACGGCAAGGUAGAGCUGGUCGAGUAUGAAUCAACUCCCAAGGGUAUGAUUCAGAGCUAUGCAGAAAGGGAAUAUGUGUAA
Molecule: messenger RNA, 2112 nt
Organism: Exserohilum turcica Et28A
Lineage: Eukaryota; Fungi; Ascomycota; Dothideomycetes; Pleosporales; Pleosporaceae
Exons: 3
Coding region: 1-2112 (703 amino acids)
Biological process (GO): proteolysis
Cellular component (GO): cytoplasm
Molecular function (GO): metalloexopeptidase activity; dipeptidyl-peptidase activity
Source: RefSeq, a predicted model, not a curated record